AUGGUCCGUGGCGCUUUCUCCGCCGUCCUCGCGGCCGCAGCCCUUGCCGGCACUGCCUACGCUGGGGCAAAAUGCUCCAAGGACAGCAAAUGCCCAGAAGACACGCCAUGCUGCUCGCUGUACGGUGACUGCGGUGUUGGCGCUUUCUGCCUCGGCGGCUGCGACCCGCUCAUGUCGCACUCGUUCGACUCGUGCGUCCCUGGACCCGUCUGCAAGUCCGGCACAUACGCGCUCGACUCGCUCAGCAAUGUCCAGACUAUCGACAAGUACCUCGGCGACUCGUCCAAGAUCGACUGGCAGUCGCAGGGCAUGCCCGCCAUCUACAACGACCCUAGCAGCGGCAAGAAGUCGACGCUCUUGACCAUGGCGCAGGGCACAGUUGGUACCCUAAUGGCAUCAACACAUUACGUUUGGUACGGCAAGAUUUGCGCCAAGGCCACCACGGCUCAGGGCAAGGGUGUCGUGACAGCCUUCAUUCUCAUGUCUGACGUCAAAGACGAAAUUGACUUCGAGUGGGUCGGUGUUGACGCCGGGCACGUCCAGUCCAACUUCUACUCCCAGGGUGUCACAGUUUACACAAACGGCAAGAAUCUGACUGUACCUGGAGGCAACACAGUCCAGAACAUGCACGAAUACUGCAUCGACUGGAAGGAGGACUCCUUGACGUGGUCCAUUGACGGCAACGACCUGCGCACAUUGAAUCGAAAGGACACCUGGAACGGCACCUCCGGCCGCUUCGACUACCCCCAGACACCCGCCCGCAUCAUGCUCUCACUGUGGCCCGCUGGUCUGCCAACGAACGAGAAGGGUACCAUUGACUGGGCUGGUGGUGAGAUUGACUGGAACAGCCCCUACAUGCAGAACGGCUACUACUACGCCCGCUUUCAGGAGGUCACUGUCGACUGCUACGACGCGCCACAGGGCAUCAAGAGCCCCGGCUCCAAGGUCUACAAGUACACCGACUACGCUGGUACCAACAACACCGUUGAGAUCAGCAACGACGCUGUCAUUCUCGGGUCUCUUAUGGGUACUGGAGAGAAUCCUGGUGAGGCCAUCAAGUCCAACGACCCUAAGGCUACACAAACAGCUAUUGCAAACGUUCCUGGUGGCAACCCUGGAGGUGGCAACCGCGCCGAGGAGACCAGCACACAGGCGGCUGCUACUCAAUCCGGGAGCGGCGCACAGGCAACGGGAGGCAGCUCAGGCGGCUCGACCGAUUCUGGCAGCGGCAACGGCGGUCAGGAUUUUGUCCAGGGCGGUUCCUCAACCGGAGCUCAACAAAGCACUGGCGCCGCCGCCGGUAUCGAGCCCAAGCUCGUCGGCUCGGUUCUCGCCGUUGUCGGUGCUGUUGCUGGUCUUGCUUUCACCCUGUAA
This is a messenger RNA of Boeremia exigua, 1374 nucleotides long. Its product is annotated as concanavalin A-like lectin/glucanase domain-containing protein. The transcript is spliced from 3 exons. Gene Ontology annotation, biological process: fungal-type cell wall organization; carbohydrate metabolic process. The record is from RefSeq and is a predicted model, not a curated record. NCBI's taxonomy places the organism in Eukaryota, Fungi, Ascomycota, Dothideomycetes, Pleosporales, Didymellaceae. The coding region runs from base 1 to 1374 and encodes 457 amino acids. Gene Ontology annotation, molecular function: hydrolase activity, hydrolyzing O-glycosyl compounds; glycosyltransferase activity. Gene Ontology annotation, cellular component: fungal-type cell wall.